CUGGUUCCCAAACGACAAGAUGUCAAAUGCAUGCAAAUUUUAAUUGCGUGUUGGUAUAAAGAGUGUGUAUGGUGGAAAUCAAAGAGAAAAUAUAUCUCACAUCCAAUUCACUUGACAAGUGGUCAAAGCAAAGUUAUGUAAAUGAAAAGUUAUGAAGAAUUGGUGAAGAGCAAGCGAAGAGUAAUUAUGGAACUCGUGGCUAUUAAAUAAUCCGAGGCAUAAUAAGAUUCGACAUAACCAACAGUAUCUUCGCGGAAGUCCACAAGAGAGCUUCGCCACUGAGCGCUGGUCUGUCCUAGAUCUAGCAGCCGAAAGCAAUCAUCGAGCUGGCUCGAAUUGAGGCUGUUGCAUUGAGGUGUGGUUCGAACGCCCGAGUACAUGAAAUUAUUUUAUUUUAUCUUGACGAUGACAGUGUGAAGAAAGGCUUCCAAUGUGAGAAAAUAAGUUUCAGUUUGAAUGUGUAUUCUGUUACGCUGCUUUCUAGUGGUGGAUAAAUUAAAUACAAGAAAAGAUGUGAGACUUUUAACCGGUGACAUUUCUGCCCUGUUGAUCUGUUGACAGGUCGAGGAAACAAGCGGAAAACGUGUUCGUUGUAUAAGGCUGCCUUGUGUAAGGCUGUUGACCGAGGCUGAGAAGUUUCUACUGUACCAAUUAUUUUGUCUGCACUGAAAAUUUAAGUGUACUAUGGCGAAGGAACUUUUUAUUAUGUUUAUUUAUGAUACGCAACGUUGUCAAAAAGAAGAUGACGAUCCACAAGAUGCUGUUUUGUAUUUUCAUCCCACUUGGGUCAGUGAUCAGCAGAAAUUGGCACUCUGUGGUCAGCUAAUGGGAGCCACACAGUUUUUUCUUUCAGCCUUCUCCUGUCCUCGAGUAAUCUCACUUAAUAGUGGAAAAUUUGUGGUGCAACAGUUUGGGCAAUACAUUUUGACUGUUGGUACUGAUCGAAACAUCCCAGAUUGGAUCCUGCAACAUCGGGCAGAUACCCUUCAUAGUUUACUGCAAUUUUACCACAAAGAUUUUGAUUCAAUUUCUUCAAAAUGUGCUGAAGAUGAGUGCCGGUAGUGUUUUUUUGGAGGCCCUGCAGAUUCUUCAGUGUUUUCAAGCAAAAGGAGUUUUGGGUGGAACAGUUCUGUACCAAAACAAAGUUGUAGCAACCCAGUUAAGUUCAGAUCUUACAAAAAGACUUGUAUCAACAGACCCAUAUCGAAUCAAGACCACUGCUGAAUCUGUUGUGACUCCAUUUCAUUUACCAGUUGGUGUUCAGUUGUUUUAUGUAUAUGUGCCAAAUUCUGAAUACAAGAAACUUUCUCAAGAAUCAAGUAACAUGAAAUCUGCUCUUCAAAGUGCACCUCUUCAGAAGACUCCCCAAAGAAAGAUUCAUCAAGGGAAAACAACUGCAGGAAAAGAGCAAAUGGCAAUGAAGCGUGACACUUCAAGAAUUUUCACUGUCCCAGAAGAAGAUGGAGAAUUAGAUGAUGUUCAUUCAGAGAAAUUAGAAAGUGUUAGCGUGUCACAAUCAAAAAAUAUUCCAGAUCUCGAAGCAGUUAGUGAAAUAGAUUCAGGAAGUAAGAUAGAAGAUAUAGAUUUAGUUAGCAAGAUUAGUGAAAUAGAUUCAUCAAGCAAAGAGGAAGCAGAUUCAGGAAUAAAGGUAGAUGAAAUAGAUUCUGGAAGUAAGGCAGAAGAAAUAUCAGGGAUGGAAUUUGAAAGAAACUUGGAAAUUAAAACUAAAAUUCCAUUAGAUGACUUGAAUAUAAAUAGAGUCUUGCAUGCAAAAGUGCUCUCUAUUUGUUGUGAGGGUGAAAGUGAUAUCAAAAAAGGAGAAACCAAAAGUAUAUCAAAAAAGCAGGCAGCUAAGAAACUAAAAUCUAACUUACGAGGAAAUAGAUUGGGAAUGAAGCAGGCCAUUAACUAUGAUCGUGAAACUCACAGUUCUAGUUUAAAUGAUUUGUAUGGUUCUAGGCCAGCUUCAAAAGCAAUACCAAUUCGAUGUUAUAGCUUUGGUUUGCCACAGAUAACUCAUGAAAUGUGUGAUGAACAUGCUAAUAGGGAAGAGGAAAAAGUUUCAGCAGAAAAGUAUUUUUACAAUACUAUUGCAGACCCAUUGCAUCCAUGUUUUCGAAAUGAUGGACUUCCCAUUUCUAGAUCUUUAUUUCAUGAUUAUGUUGCUGAUCAUUAUGAUUUACUGAAAACUGAAAGAAGUGUAGAUACUAGCCCUAUAGAAAAUACAAGUGAAAGUUUCCCAUCUGUGUCCGAAACAGAAGGACAAAAUAAUGACAGUGUCGAACAAAUAGAACCCCAAAUACUUUCUAAACCUAAUGCUGUUGAAAAUCCACAUGUCAAUAUCCGAGAGAAGGAUGCUGUCUCGCUCAAGCAGGAGGUAUAUAGGCGCUCACUUAGUUUACCCCUUAAAACUACUACAUCAGAUGGUGGUAAUAAUACUGUAAAUGAAAAUGAAGUGGCAGUGAACAGCAAUAAAACAUCAUGGGAUAAAUUUGGAGCUUUAGAGUCGCCUCUAGCAAAACCAAGGCAGUUCUCAAAUUUACAAUUGACUCCUCUAAUGUCAAAAUUAAGUAUUUUAGCAAUGGAAGAGAAAUCUGGUCUUCCUUAUAGUCGAGAAACAACACCUUGUGAUGUAAGAGAACUGUAUAUUCCCGGAAGAAAUGGAGAUAAUAAACCAUCACGUAGGCCUAGUGUUUGCAGGAGUGAUACAAAUGAUGCCAACCAUACAAAAAUAAAUGCUGUUCCAGAAACUGAGAAAGCUGUUUUGUAUGUUUGUGGACAGCAGAAUAUGGCUUUAUUGCUUCUUUUGGAUGAAAAAUUGGGACAAGAUCCAGAACUCAUACAUUUUCUGUGGGAAACUAGUUUGAGUGGGCUUACUCAGCUGGAGACACACCUUCAUCACUCUUUGGAGCACCUUCCACAAGGGGAUGGAAUGGAGCCCUACAGCUACAUCUGCCUGGAUCCAAACUGGGACAUGCUGCAGAGGGGCGGGUCUUGGGGGGCCUUGGAAUUGGAUGUGGUCAGCUGCUUACAUUACGACUUCUCACGCUCUUCUGGGCUUACCGAAGUCGUUCUUAGAUGUGAUGACAGUACUGUGUAUGGCUACCAAUGUGGCAGAACAGAAGUGUUCUACCAACAACCUGUUGGAAGCACGCCUGGCCUUCCUACCCCUGCAGACCUCAUGGGAACAGUGCCACUGAAAGCAAAGAGAAGACUGGAGAGGGACCAUGGGAUUAUUCUCCUUUGAGUAGCUUUAUUACAGUCAUUUUUUAAGUAGUACAAAUGUAAAGCUUCAGAUUUCAGUGUAGCUAUUUCAAUGUACAGAACUUUUGCUUGCUCAGAUUCAGGAACUAUCUUGCAUGAGGAAUAUUGUAUAUAUUGUUAAAUGUAUAAAAUAUAUUUUCGUAGAUUUUUAAAUUUUGUUAUUGCUUCUUUUCAACUAUGAAAUUGAAGGUGUUAAAAACAUUGAUUUUAUCAAAUAUGUGAUACAAUAAUCUAAAAACAGCAGUAUGUGGUUAAUAGAUGGGCUCUAUGUUGGUAGCAAUUACUAUGUGUGAUCUUAGCAAUAUUGUAAUAGUAGCUUAUUGAAUUGUCAGUAUAUACUCGAUUUUCUCUUAUAAAGAAGUGAAAAUGAUAAAGUUAGUACUUAACAUUCCAGUUUGCAAAGUGCAGCAGUGUUUGUAUUGAAUAGUAUUGUCUGGUAAUAUUGAUAAUGUAAAACAUUUUUAUUUAUUAUUGAUUUUAGGGUUAUUUAAUUUUAACCUUCAAUCAGAAAAAGCACUAUCACCAUUUACAUUUAAUUUUAUUUUGCAAAUAACGAUAAAAUUUUGUAGUAAAAUUCCUCUUGGUUGUGUGAAAGAUGUGAGCAGUUCCUCUUUUUUUAACUUUGAAAGAACGCAAUGGCUUUCAGUUAUGAGUAAUAGCAACUAAUGUGAUAUUUUAAUUUGGAGUAUUAUUUUUUAUAUUGUUAUAUUUUGAUGACAUAGCAAAAAUCUUUAUUUAUUGCUCAGAAAUAAAAUUAUUAGAACAUUGCAAAUCAGUAUUUGUUUUUCUUAUUGGUGUAUUUCCCAAAAUAUUUUAUUAAAGUCAGCUUAUUGUUCUCUAACAAAAAUUCAAUGAUUUGGUUGAGUGUUCAAUGUGAUAAAAUUCAAAAGAGAAAAUAAAACUGAAGUGUAAGUUUCUUAUUUCAAAGAGCAGCUGGAGAAAUCUGUUGUAGAUAAAAUUGGUCUUAUGUAGUACUCUUGAGACACAUUGAGGACAAUUCGAGAUGGAAAUUUUAUGCUCUCAAAUCUUAAGAAAUAUACAGACCUGGAUUAAUGUCUUAGAAAGCCCUAAACUUGGUUAAAGUUGGGCCUCCUAAAAAGAUACAUUAGGAUACCUAUCUGCAACCAGAAAAUAUUAUCACAGACAGUUUGUACUUUUAGAGAUAUAAGUACAUGAAGACGAGCAUAGUCUAAAAUUGAUUUAUAGAUACAAGAUUCAUGUUAGAUGAAGGAGAAAUGGAAAAUUUGCAAAUCGAUUUCAAGAAUCUGCUUCGCAAAGUCUGGGAUCAAUAAUAAUUAAAAUAGUAAAUAUUUUCAGUGUGCAUUUUGGCUAAAUAAUUUUAUUUUCAUACUGAUUUUUUGAAACAGUUAAUAAUGUGAAAUCAAUUGCAAAUUAUUAAAGUCAUUUUUAAUGUACUGAGUUUUAUAAUUUGAUUAAAUAAAUUUAUUAUA
Gryllus bimaculatus (two-spotted cricket) is the source of this 4715-nucleotide messenger RNA. The record is from the annotation of a GenBank genome assembly. Lineage: Eukaryota; Metazoa; Arthropoda; Insecta; Orthoptera; Gryllidae.